Sinocyclocheilus rhinocerous is the source of this 908-nucleotide messenger RNA. RefSeq names its product twinfilin-2-A-like. Gene Ontology annotation, molecular function: actin monomer binding; actin filament binding. Gene Ontology annotation, biological process: actin filament depolymerization; barbed-end actin filament capping; regulation of lamellipodium assembly. The record is from RefSeq and is a predicted model, not a curated record. The transcript has 8 exons. Gene Ontology annotation, cellular component: cytoplasm; actin filament; myofibril. Bases 1 to 873 code for a protein of 290 amino acids. Lineage: Eukaryota; Metazoa; Chordata; Actinopteri; Cypriniformes; Cyprinidae.
AUGUCGCACCAGACGGGUAUUCAUGCAACUCCCGACUUGAAGGAGUUCCUCGUGAAGGCGAGGAGGGGCGCUGUCAGAGUGGUGAAGAUUGUUAUAAGGAGCGAACAGCUGGUGUUGGGAGAGUACAGAGAGGUGUCUCAGAGCUGGGAUCAGGACUAUGACUCAUGUGUCCUGCCCAUGCUGGACGGUCUGGAACCCUGUUAUAUCCUUUACCGCCUCGACUCACAGAACCAGCUGGGAUAUGAGUGGCUGUUUAUCUCCUGGUCGCCAGACCAGUCACCAGUGAGGUUAAAGAUGGUGUACGCUGCUACCCGUGCCACACUGAAAAAAGAGUUUGGAGGAAGUCACCUGAAAGAUGAACUGUUUGGAACAGUCCAGGCUAAACAUGCUUUACAGCAGCUUAAACUCAAACGCAUCAAUUACAUUCAACUACGGCUGGACACCGAACGAGAGACAAUAGAGCUGGUGCACACUAGUCCUACAGAGACCAAAGAUCUGCCGAGCAGAAUCCCCACUGAUGCCCCACGAUACCACUUAUUCCUGUACAAACACGCCCAUCAAGGACAGGCGCUGGAAGCUGUAGUUUUCAUCUACUCCAUGCCUGGGUAUAGCUGUAGCAUCAAAGAAAGGAUGCUGUACUCCAGCUGUAAGAAUCGACUUCUGGAUGAGGUAGAGAGAGACUAUCACAUAGAGAUCGCCAAAAAGAUGGAGAUUGAUAGUGGAGAGUGCCUGACAGAAGAUUUCCUGUAUGAAGAGGUUUACCCGAAGCAGCAUGCUCUGAAACAAGCCUUCACCAAGCCAAAGGGCCCAACAGGGAAACGAGGGAACAAGCGUCUAAUCAGAGGAGCGGGAGAGAAUGGAGAUGAGAGCUAGAAUCAUACAGUCAGAACAUGUAAAAUGACAUCUGA